AUGUCUGUCAACUCCAAUUUAAAAGUUCAUUCUUGGAAUGUAGGUGGAGCGGGUAACAGAACAUUCAUUUGUGCUCUGAAGGUUAUCAACCAGACUCACCGCCCCAAUUUUGUCAUUCUUUUGGAGCCUCAAAUCAGCGGGACGGAGGUGAAUUCUGUUUGUGACAAGCUAGCUUAUCCAAACUCCAUCCGUGUUGAAGCUAAUGGAAGAAGUGGAGGAAUUUGGGUAUUUUGGGAUGCCCGAAUCUUCUCGACUCAGCUCAUAUUUGCCUGCGAUCAACAUAUAUCCCUGCAAGUUGAGGAGGCGAACAAGCAGCCAUGGAUCUUAACUGCUAUCUAUGCCUCCCCUCGGCCAAGUGAGAAACAUACUCUUUGGGAUAACCUCUUUCUUCUGAGCAGAUGGAUUGAUAUUCCGUGGCUCCUUAGCAGCGAUUUUAAUGCUAUCCGCAGCUUAGAGGAGAAGUCCGGGCCUUCGACGGUAGCCACUGCUAGGAAAUGUCGCUCUUUCAAUGAUAGAAUCAACAAAGCAGAGCUGAUCGACUUGGGGGUUUCUGGUCCGAAAUUCACUUGGACUAGGGGAGAUCAGCUACAAACUUUUAAGGACAGCAGGUUGGAUAGAAGCCUCUGCAAUUUACAUUGGAAUGAGGCCUUUCCAAGCACUUCGGUUCUGGACCUCCCUAGACUGCACUCAGACCACCUUCCUCUCCUGACUUCCAUCUCUCCCCACGGCGGAAACUACGGCAGCAGCCGUCCUUUUAGGUUUGAGGCAGCGUGGUUAACAGAUACCAAUCUAAAAGAUCUGGUGUCGGCAGCUUGGGACUCCGGUAUUCCGUUCCACGACUCGAUUGCAAGCCUUGCUGUUAAGUUACUGGAUUGGAAUGCUAACGUCUUUGGGAGUAUCCAGAAGAAGAAGAAUCAGUUGCUAGCUCGGAUUAGAGGGGUCGACUCCAGGAUGAUGGGCAUUUUUACUCCUUGGCUAGCCAAGCUUCGAUUAAAGCUUGAAACGGAACUGGACAAGAUUCUUGAGCAGGAGGAGGUUCUUUGGUUCCAGCGUUCUAGAGAGAAGUGGGUGCAGUUUGGUGAACCCAAUACGACCUACUUUCACCAGUUAGUCAACAUUAGAAGACGCCAGAACAAGAUCGGAGCCCUUCAGGAUGCCAAUGAUAACUGGGUGACAGAUCCUCAAGCCCUGGCCUCUCUUGUCUUUGAGUUUAUUGCUAACCUUUUCUUGCAAGAGAAUAUUCCCUAUGAAGAUAGACUUCCCAACCAGGCCUUCCCGCGGCUGAACUAA
Molecule: messenger RNA, 1290 nt
Organism: Linum trigynum
Lineage: Eukaryota; Viridiplantae; Streptophyta; Magnoliopsida; Malpighiales; Linaceae
Source: the annotation of a GenBank genome assembly